AUGUCAGACUACCAGAAUCCUGCUAGGAACAGCGGCAACGACUUGGACUACGAGGCUUUGGGCAAGUUGACUCAAUUCAAGGCGUUCAAAAACAACCCAGAAGAGCUCCAUCGUCACGAGCCUGCGCUGCUGAAAGAGUUCUACGCGGUUUACUUAGCGGACCAAGCCCUGAAAGCAGACGCACACGCGCAGACCGCUGGAUCGGGUUCGUCGAAGCUAUCGCAACGUGGCGAGCACCUGGCGAUCGAGCAAUGCGACAUCCAGGCGACUCAGCAGCUUAUCGCAGCCAGAAACCAAGCAUCGCAAGCGCUAGACCAAGCUCCAGGGCCUCCAAUCUCCGUCCAAGCGCAGACACCCGUGGCCGUGCAGGAUGUGCACGAAGACAUGAACAACCUCACGAGAGAGGUGGACGAGCGCAAGAAAAAACUGGUGGACCGGGAGAAGGAGGUGGCUACGUGA
Messenger RNA from Phytophthora sojae, 459 nucleotides. RefSeq lists its product as hypothetical. Bases 1 to 459 code for a protein of 152 amino acids. The record is from RefSeq and is a predicted model, not a curated record. The transcript is spliced from 3 exons. NCBI's taxonomy places the organism in Eukaryota, Oomycota, Peronosporomycetes, Peronosporales, Peronosporaceae.